CACCCUGGAGUACGAUUCACAUAGACAUUGUGAAAUCCACGUGGUCAAUUCAAUUCCAGUUCGACGUGCAGUUCCAAAAUCAUCACCGUCAUGGGGACGAAUCCGAGACGAACCGAGGCUCCAGCUCUCAGAUUUAGCCAUGCUUCUCAUCUGAAGCUUGCCUGUCUUCUCGGGGUGUUGUACUCACUAUCAGUGAUUCAGGCUCAGGAUGUUCACUCCCGGUGCGGAAACUUGACUCCGUCACCUACUCUGACACCAUUCGUGCAGCCACUGCCUAUACCUGUGGAAAUCGACAUCUCCACAGGGUCUCAGCUGACUUUGGGUGCUUACAAGAUUUCCCAGAGCGUCCAUCCAGACCUUCCGAACACGACAUUCUACGGAUACGGGACGAGUCAAGACACAGCCACAUCUCCGGGCCCGACUCUGAACGCCAGGAGGAAUGUGGCCUCGUUCAUUCGGUUCGAGAAUCACAUCACCGACGCGGAGCACAUUCUGACCGUGGACAAGACGCUGCACAGAGCGACGCCAGCGAACGGAGGCGUGCCGAUGAGCGUGCACCUGCACGGCGCCGACGCCGAGGGCAAGUUCGACGGGCACCCGGAGGCCUGGUUCACGGCGGCCGGCGACAAGGGCCCGACCUUCAUCGCCACGAACAACACGUACCCGAACGAGCAGCCGGCGAGCCUUCUCUGGUACCACGACCACACUCUGGGCUACACUCGGCUCAACGUGGUAUCCGGGCUGGCCGGGCUGUACUUCAUCCGCGGGGGAUCCGGCGAGCCCGGUUCUCUGCCCGAAGGACGGUACGAGAUCCCGCUGGUCAUCCAGGACAAGCAGUUCUACCCCAACGGGUCCAUCAACUUCCCGGACCUCGGGUCGCCGCUGUCGCCCGCGCACCCGCAGUGGUGCCCGGAUUAUUUCGGCGACACGAUUCUGGUGAACGGCAAAGCCUGGCCCUUCCUCGACGUGGUCGGGGCCGUGUACCGCUUCCGCAUUCUGAACGCGGCCAACGCUCGAGCCUUCACUCUCUCGUUCAGCGACAGCCGCCUCCAGUUCGUGCAGAUCGGCACGGACGGCGGCUACAUGUGGGCUCCCCAGCUGCUGCAGAAUCUGACCAUGGCUCCUGCUUACAGAGUCGACGUCCUCGUGGACUUCUCAAGCGUUCCCGUCGGGACGACGGUGUAUCUGAACAAUACUGCUCCGGCCCCGUUUCCUGAUGGGGACCCGAUCAAUAGUCCUCCCAGCACCAGGCACGUCAUGAAAUUCAAUGUCGUUCAGUCCAUACCCGGGUUGCCUGCGCAGAGUGUGGUCAUUCCUACUUCCAUCGGGUCCGCCCCCAGCACCGCCGCCUGGAUAGACUCGGCGGUGUACAGAAAUGUGACCUUGGAUGUGGUUCUGCCGCCGGACCUGACGUUUCUGCUGAAUAAGAAUCACUGGGAUGAUCCUGUCACCGAGACGCCGAAGCUUUACACGACCGAGAUUUGGGAUAUCAUUCACCUCAUUCCGGGCGGCAUUCAUCCGAUCCACAUUCAUCUCAUCAACUUCCUCGUGCUGCAUCAGCAGGCGUUCGAUCUGACUCGGUUUAACGGUGGCCUGUGUUCGCUCCUGCUGUCAUAUCCGGAGUCCCUCAGCUGCUACACUGAGGCCCCGCAGCCUCCGGACGCCACUCAAGUCGGCUGGAAGGACACCGUGGUCGUCUACCCGGGCACGAGACUCAGAAUUCUGAUGAAUUUCGCGCCCAGAGACUGGCCGCAAUUACACGUUCGAUCCCACCACGUUCCCCGGUUACGUAUGGCACUGUCACAACCUGGACCACGAGGACCAUGACAUGAUGAGGCCGCUCCGAAUUCUGCCUGCAGCAUCUUGAGUCCACCUUCCGCCUCCAGCAUCUAGAAAUCGGACCACUUUAGACGUCCAUUCUCUCGACAUCUGCACAUAGCUCACAACCAUGUUCUGCACCGUCGACAAGUUUGAUGGCCUCUAGCUUCAGCCGAAUCCGGAGGAAGAAUCGAAAUGG
Marchantia polymorpha subsp. ruderalis is the source of this 2017-nucleotide messenger RNA. NCBI's taxonomy places the organism in Eukaryota, Viridiplantae, Streptophyta, Marchantiopsida, Marchantiales, Marchantiaceae. The record is from the annotation of a GenBank genome assembly.